Rotaria sp. Silwood2 is the source of this 957-nucleotide messenger RNA. Lineage: Eukaryota; Metazoa; Rotifera; Eurotatoria; Philodinida; Philodinidae. The record is from the annotation of a GenBank genome assembly.
AUGAAUGAUCCAACUAACACGUGUACUGAUAAUUUAACUAAUUAUAAUGCAAACAAAGAAUCAACUAAUAGUUUAAAUAAUAAAUCUUCGAAGGAUUUAUCUAAUAUCGUGAAUAAUAAAUCAAUUACUAAUCUAACUAAUAACUUGAUUAUUAAACCUCCUAAUAAUACAAAUAAUAAAUUAUUUAGUAGUCCAACUAACCUUUCAAACAAUACUACUUCUACUAAUAUAAAUAAUAAUUUUAAGAUUAAUUCGUUUAUUAAUUCAAUUAAUAACUCUAAGAAAAAAUUAUCUACUAACUCAAAUAAUAAUUUGGAUAAUAAUUCAUCCAUUAUUCAAAAAAAUACGUUAGAUAAUAAAUCUGUUAGCACUUCGUCUAAUAAAUUGAAUAUCAAAUCAACUGAUAGCUUAAAUAAUAAACCAUUUAGUAAUUUAGCUAAAAAUGUAGACAUGAAAACUUCUAGUAAUUCAAAUAAUAAACUGAAUAAUAAAUCUUCUAUUAAUUUAAAUACUUUUUCAAAUGAGGUGAUGGAUAAUAAUUCAACUAUUAACUCUAAUUUUAAAUCAUUGAGAAUUAUAAAUAGUAAUUUAAAUAAGAUUGCAUCUAAUAUUCCAGUCAAUAAUUUAUUGAAUAAUUCCAGUAAUAAUUCAACUAUCAUUGCCGAUAUAAAUGCAUUAAAUUCUACUAAAUCAUUCGCUACAACUAUCUAUAGAAAGCCAACAUAUACAGGCUUGAUAACUAAAUGGAAUUCCUUUGUUCCUUAUUCUUAUAAAGUUAGUACCAUAAGCAGUAUGGUGUACAGGGCAAUAAAAAUUUGUUCUUCUUAUGACUUGUUGCAUGAAGAAUUUGAAUUUAUAGAAUUUAUUGGUAUUUUAAAUGGCUAUCCAGAAGGUUUUAUAAAAUCACAAAUUCGAAAAACAUUAGGUAGAUAUUUUGAUAAAAUUAAUGGAACAUAA